This is a messenger RNA of Castor canadensis (American beaver), 2109 nucleotides long. It is a transcript of the gene Idh1, whose product is annotated as isocitrate dehydrogenase (NADP(+)) 1. Gene Ontology annotation, molecular function: isocitrate dehydrogenase (NADP+) activity; NAD binding; magnesium ion binding. Lineage: Eukaryota; Metazoa; Chordata; Mammalia; Rodentia; Castoridae. The record is from RefSeq and is a predicted model, not a curated record. Gene Ontology annotation, biological process: isocitrate metabolic process; NADP+ metabolic process. Gene Ontology annotation, cellular component: peroxisome; mitochondrion; cytosol.
CUUAGUGCGAAGGACAAAUCCGAGCUGCACCCGCUACGGCCCAGCUAAGGACCGCCAGUGUGUGCGCGUGAGUUUGAGCGUACGAGCAGCUGUGGCGCCCGGCUGCUCGACAGCGAACGUUCCCCUGCAGGCGAUAAACUGCAUUCAGUUGAGACUGCAAGACUGAGAGGAGUUGGGGUGACUAGAAAGGUUUAUUCAAGUAAAAAUGUCCAAAAAAAUCCAAGGUGGUUCUGUGGUAGAGAUGCAAGGAGAUGAAAUGACACGAAUCAUUUGGGAACUGAUUAAAGAAAAACUCAUUUUUCCCUAUGUGGAACUGGAUCUGCAUAGCUAUGAUUUAGGCAUAGAGAAUCGUGACGCUACCAACGACCAGGUGACCAAGGAUGCUGCAGAAGCUAUAAAGAAGUACAAUGUUGGCAUCAAGUGUGCUACUAUCACCCCCGAUGAGAAGAGGGUUGAGGAGUUCAAGCUGAAACAAAUGUGGAAAUCACCAAAUGGCACCAUCCGAAACAUUCUGGGUGGCACUGUCUUCAGGGAAGCUAUUAUCUGCAAAAAUAUCCCCCGACUUGUGAGCGGAUGGGUAAAACCCAUCAUCAUAGGUCGUCAUGCUUAUGGGGACCAAUAUAGAGCAACUGAUUUUGUUGUUCCUGGGCCUGGAAAAGUAGAGAUAACCUUCACGCCAAGUGAUGGAAGUCAAAAGGUGACAUAUCUGGUACAUAACUUUGAAGAUGGUGGUGGUGUUGCCAUGGGGAUGUACAAUCAAGAUAAGUCAAUUGAAGAUUUUGCACACAGUUCCUUCCAAGUGGCUCUGUCUAAGGGUUGGCCUUUGUAUCUGAGCACCAAAAACACUAUUCUGAAGAAAUAUGACGGGCGCUUUAAAGACAUCUUUCAGGAGAUAUAUGACAAGCAGUAUAAAUCCCAGUUUGAAGCCCAGAAGAUCUGGUAUGAACAUAGGCUCAUUGACGACAUGGUGGCCCAAGCUAUGAAAUCAGAGGGAGGUUUCAUCUGGGCCUGUAAAAACUAUGAUGGUGAUGUGCAGUCAGACUCUGUGGCCCAAGGUUAUGGCUCCCUUGGCAUGAUGACCAGCGUGCUAGUUUGUCCAGAUGGCAAGACAGUAGAAGCAGAGGCUGCCCACGGGACCGUGACACGUCACUACCGCAUGUACCAGAAAGGACAGGAGACAUCCACCAAUCCCAUUGCUUCCAUUUUUGCUUGGACCAGAGGGUUAGCCCACAGAGCAAAGCUUGAUAACAACACUGAGCUUGGCUUCUUUGCCAAGGCUUUGGAAGAAGUCUGCAUUGAGACCAUUGAGGCUGGCUUCAUGACAAAGGACUUGUCUGCUUGCAUUAAAGGUUUACCCAAUGUGCAACGUUCUGACUACUUGAAUACAUUCGAGUUCAUGGACAAACUUGGAGAAAACUUGAAGAUAAAACUAGCCCAGGCCAAACUUUAAGGCCAUACCUGGGCUUAGGAAAACAAGUGUUUUUGGUAACUAGGUCCACAGGUUUACAAUUUUUUUUUUUUAUAACACUCAAGAGUAAUGACAAAAUCAGUUUUGUAAUUUGUUUUGAAGAGAGAGUUGAUCUUUUCUAUAAGUUUACAGUCUUUUUCUUAUUCAUACAGUUAUUGCCACCCUCAUGAGUGUGGCAGGGAGCCUUUAAAAGCUGUACUUUAUUUUCUAGAAACACCUAGGAAUUACGUUGGUACUCAUUCAUACUGUCACCUUUUUCUCAUGUUCAGAUGGAAAUGACCAAAAUCAAGAGUGCUCAAAAGGAUAAAAUAUGUGUACAGAAGAAAUUUACUCUCUUCCCCUGUAUCCCUAACUAUGGGCACUGGGAGGUUUUGGUGUUACGGGUGUCCUGUUAUGCGAGGUAUAGCUGUCACUGAACUUGCACAUGAUUGGAAAAGAGUGUAUGAGUGUUGCUAAAAUGUGUUAAAGACACUGCCGUCAUUUUUGUGCAGAACUUAUUGAAUGUGUCCAUUGUGCUAUGUAUUUUGAGACCAGUUCAGAAUCCAGAAUGAGUACUGCCUAGAGGUUUGCCUCUGUGUUUGUCUCUUCCUCAUCCAGGCCUGGCCUGAGUAUUAUGCUACCCCUAAAUAGCAUACUUCAUC